This is a messenger RNA of Anneissia japonica, 1430 nucleotides long. Its product is annotated as reactive oxygen species modulator 1-like. Lineage: Eukaryota; Metazoa; Echinodermata; Crinoidea; Comatulida; Comatulidae. Gene Ontology annotation, biological process: protein insertion into mitochondrial inner membrane; protein import into mitochondrial matrix. The record is from RefSeq and is a predicted model, not a curated record. Gene Ontology annotation, cellular component: TIM23 mitochondrial import inner membrane translocase complex. The transcript has 3 exons. The coding region runs from base 6 to 389 and encodes 127 amino acids.
AACCUAUGAACAAAAAACCGCAAUUCUGGCAAUACUCAAACGCGGCACGCAUGUGUCAACAAAAAAAACGAUCGAUCUCCUGGCGUUCCAUACUCUUGCAUAAUAUUCCCUGUCGCGUGUGGAGAAUCCCAUCAUUAGUAAAACAAGUAAAUAUGCCGGUUCCUGCAGGUCAUAUGGGUCACGGGCCAAGCUGUUUUGACCGUGUUAAGAUGGGCUUCAUGAUGGGAUUUGCAGUAGGAAUGGGCUCUGGAGCCAUUUUUGGAGGAUUCUCUGCAUUAAGGUAUGGAUUAAGAGGACGAGAAUUACUUUCACAAGUAGGAAAAACCAUGGUGCAAGGUGGAGGAACAUUUGGCCUGUUCAUGUCAAUUGGUACAGGAAUAAGAUGCUAGCCAAACACAAAGCAAAAGACUUAUAUUUUGAAUUACCUUACUGCAUUCUAUUACUUCUAUGUAGUGAACACUGCAGAUCAAAAAGAGUAUUGUCUUGAAGCGUUGGAAAGGAUGGUGACACACUAUGUUGGCCAACAAAUCCACCGCCACCUUCUGUGAAGGCUUGAUGACGCAACACUGUGUACACUUCUCGUCAUGCUGCCCUCUCCAUGGAUUUGCAUCAGCCAACACAGUGUCUGCCAGACUUUACAAUUAGGACUAUACCAAAUCUCAUUACAUGUUGCAAUGUUUAAACUGAAUACAGGUCUUGACAGGACCAGAAAUAUGUAAAUAAGUUGAUGCUUCAAAGAACAUUAGUUAUGUUGCCUUUUUGUGUGUUUAUUCAUGAAUGUGAUAACAGAACAUGAGGAAAUCCAUAAUUUAUAUAUUGAACGGAGUGGUGGCUUAAUUAAUUUACGGGGAAAAAAAUUUGUGAAUAAUAAUCUGAAUUAGUCAAAGCUUCAGUGGUCAUUGACUAAUUAUAACUGUUAGUGACAGAUUUUUUUUAAUUUAUAAAUUUUUUUCUGGUUCUAAUGAGAAUAUAAUCACAAUCAGUGAAUAACGCUAAUGUUGUACAGUACUUGCAAGUUUUUUGUUUGUUAAAAAUAGCCUCUAAAAUUUGUGACAAAUUUAAUUUUGUUUGUGCAAGUCAGUCACUCAGUGCACAAGGUGCCCCCACCUUUUGGAAAGUAAAGAAAAAAGACAGAAAGAAAAAGAAAAAAAGUUGAUCCUAGGUUAUUUUCAGUUUCUAGAAAACAAAAAUUUCGCAGGGAAUUCCCCCGUAUCCCCUAGUGUAGUGUUGUCUCGAUCGACGCCCCUGGUUCACGUGAACAAGUCUGGACUGCUUAGCUAAGAACACAAAAUGGCACACAGACACAAUUCUUAUUAAAUACAUAUCCAGACAAAUUGAACAAGCUAUACAAUUUCUGUUUAAGUGAAAUGACCUAUAUGAUGUAAUAAACAAACAAAUAUAAUGUAAUAAAACGUACUUACAAAAAACCA